AUGGAAAACUGGAGUUUCUGCAGAAAAGCGCUCCACAAUGAACAGACGAGUCCCAGAGGACCAGAGAUACUUCAGAUCCAAACUGGACUCUGCUGCAUGUGCGUCCGGAGAAACAGUGUGCACAAAUUGAAGACCUCCCCCUUUAACCGGACAGUCUGUAAUGAUCAUGGCGGCAGUUUGUCUGACCGAGAAUUCAUGGGAACGAGAACCAGGGAUCAAACUCCAGCACUGGUAUGAUUAAUUUAAAACUUUUAAGGCAUGAACUCAAUACUUUUAAACAUUAUUCCUGGAUAAAAUUACCAUUUUCUUGUGUUAAAUGUAUGACUGACAAGUUAAUAACCUUGAUUUCACGAGUUUAGUGUUUGUAAAGCUAGACCUGCAAAGUUUCAAAAAGCUGCAGCCAUCUAGGUUUUCUGUCAAGAACUAAAAACGGACCAUAAAAAGUUAAAAAUGUCACUUUUUGUCCUAAAAGACAAAAGUUCAACUAGGUAUGAUUUGAAUGUUGUAUGGCAGAAAAUCCUGAAAUGUUCACCUAGGGCUAGGCGAUAAACCGAAAAUUUACCGAUACCGAAAUUUACAACAAUAACAGAUGUCAUUUUGUCCAUAUUGGUUUAUUCGGUGUCAAAAAAAUAAAUAAAAAGUUGGUUUUGGAUGUGUGUAGGUAGGCUCUCAAGUCCCUUUAAGACGCUGGUCUAUGUCAGAGAUGUGAUUCCACCCCAUCCAGACCGUAACAAAGAGGGAAAGACAGGUGAGGAGAUGGCGGCUGAAGUGGAAGCUUAAGUAGACGAAGUUAAUGUGGGAGGGGGUGAGCAGCUUGUGAAGUAGUUAUCGUACAUUUAUCUUCAUCCAGGUGAACUGCUUAAUAUAUCGUGAUAUUGAUUUGAGCCAUAUCGCCCAGCCCUAUCUUUGCCACACACUCAAGAAAACUGAAUUAUUGCCUUACUCCGAUUGAGACCGGACAACUGAAGUGCAUGUAAACACCUUAGUCUGACAAUAAUUUGAGUUUGACAGCUCUGAUUGGAGUUGGUGAACUCCGAUUUAGACACCCAGAUAAUGCGAUUGGAAUUCGGUUUUCUCUACCAUGCAACCAGCGUAGUUGGAGUAUGAUAGGCCAAUGCAUGAACGCGUGCGCUACGCCCCCGGAACAAAAACACCAGAGAAGAGGAGUAGCGUGCAUAUCAUCUGCAGAAAAAGUAGCGCGAACAUCAUGUUCAACAAAAACAACGCUGUAUGAUGCUCAAUCUUCUUGCUCGAAAAUGCCCAGCAGCAGUUGUAGCCAUGUCUGACAUCUGGCACGGAUCUGCUGUUGUUGUUGGGUCAACUGGAAACAGCACCGCUAAAAAGACCCGUAUCGCCCCCUAGUUUUGGGCAGGAGGACACGCUCACAUCAAUAAUUCGAUUUUCUCUGCUGCAUGUUUAUGCGGACAAGGAGAGAAGUCUGAUUUGACGAAAAAAACAAAUUAUGAGUGUAGUUCGAUUAAGCUGUGCAUGUAAACGCACUGAAUGAAAAACCUACAAUGACUGUUACCGUGGAGAUUCAGCGCAGAUAUAUAAACCAGGUUAAAGACAAGCGCAUUCAUUUGAGUGACUUCGAGCCUGCCUGAUGUGAUCUCAAGGAAAUCAUCUGAUAGUUUGGUGGAAAUUUGAUGGGUAGUCUGAGCUGUUUGGCCGACCGGAUGACUUCUCGCUCCCUGCAGCGACGCCAGGAGCAGGGCUAAUAACUUUCACAUGAAUGGAGCGUCAUGCUUUCAAUGGUUGUUGUCAAAUUAUGACUCAUGAACUUUUCUGGAGGCAGUUUAAAAACUUCCUCUAUCUUUCUCUCCAGGUUGUUUGUCUCGUGUGCGCAAAGGGGGAAAGUAAAACAGCAAUGAAAGAGCGGCACGUUAUGGAUGAGGCCGGUCAUAUUCCAAUGAGGAUGAUAAAGGAUCUCACAUAUUCAGGGUCUGCAUGGUUUCUGCAUCAUCACUCAGCUGCCUGGGGCUGCAAUUUUAAGGCCCUCUUGCUGGAGAAACCCAAGAAUUGGGACCCUGCCAUGAGUGUUUGGCUGCAGAAAAUGCUGACAAAGAGAUACAGCGCUGCAGAAACUUGGGUUAUUUCCUGCUGCUUUAAGGGGAGUGAAGUGCAAGGAGCGGCGUCCAUCAAGAGAAGUCCAAAAAAUCCGAGUGUUAAAGGACAAAUAAGACAAGAAGAGAGUGAAAAGCGGCCGAUGGGGUUUAAAGCUUUUACAGAGCGUGAUGGACAGCUGAAUUCAAAAGGUUUCGCCAAUCGAUAUGACACUUUUAAAGCUGCUUCUCUGCACCCUUCAGAAGAAAAAACUCUUUUCCAGACAGAGAGAAAUGUGGCCGGAGUUAUAAAGAAAAACGACCAUUUGAGCUUCUUGGUUCAGAGGACUGUUCAGAGGCAACAAUCUUUAAAAGCGUCCAGAGUAUAUGAUGAUGAGGAUGGAUUUUAUGUUCGCAGGAAACUCUCGCUGAUACCGAGGGAGAAGCCAGAAUCCAUAAAUAAACCACAGUAUAAACUAAGGGCCACUCCUGAUGAUAAUAAAGAGGAUCUGAGCAGGAGGAUAAUCACAAAACAAGUCGAGCUGCAGCACCCAGAGGGAGAAAGUGCAACCGAGCGAUCACAUAAAAAUAUUGAAAAUGGAGAGCGGGAAAGAUUAACAUACCGGCUACAAGCAGGAUUUACACAUAAAACAGAUAAUAAUGAUGACAAAGAAAUGCUUAGUGAGGUGGGAGAUGAUAUUUUAAUCAUGUUUUUCCUUCCAGACGCCGAGAGUGAGACACAAACGCAGGGAAAACUUAUUUUAGAUGCAGACAUUAAGCGGAAAACAGUAAAUAUACCCAUAAAAGAGCUGGAUGACCCUCCACCUGUACCUGAAGUUAUGGAGGAAAACUUUAUUACUGAGGCGCAUAACUCCAGAUGUAAAUGCCUGAAAGAAAUCCUGACUUUAUUAGAAAUUUAUGCAGCAAGAGAAGACAUAAAACCAACAAAAGUUACUACAAAGUCUGCGAAAACUGAGAAACAGGUCAAAGCAACAACAGAGAAAGUAGAGCUGACCGAGACAAACAAUGCGGCGAGUGAAAAUACGAGCAUAAAUCCGACAAAACAAGAUGCAUCAUCAGAGGAAUCAGUCAUCCCCUCACCUCCCUCAAUCAAAACCAUCGAGCUAGAGCCUGCAGAAACAGAGCACACGGUGCAGACGAGUACGGUAAACAAGGAGAUAAAAGAGGCAACAUCAAGCCCAAAAAGCUUCAAUCAAAGCGGCACAGGAAGAGGAGACAGACCGCCGAGGACGACCACAACAAGUCCAAGAUAUAGAGGUAAUAAUAAUGCACAAAAAACUACAACUAAGGAGUCAUUCUCAGGCCUCAGGAUGAGGGAGGACUUCACCAUCAAACUUUGCAGAAGCAGAAAGAAGGAAGGAGGUGUAACGAGGAGGCCGGAAAGACCAAAGGAGAGCGUGUUUACAUCUGCAAGACCAGCAAAAACAGCAAAAACAGCUGAGACAGGAGCUGCAGAAACAACCCUGCAAGUAAGUGAAGAAACAGAGACAGGGGCUGUUUUGGAAUUGGCCUACUGCAUACUCCUGCCGAGCGCAGUAUGCAGUACAUACUGCAGUACAUACUGCAGUACAUACUGCAUACUGCAUACUAAGUACCGUGCUUGAUAGUAGUAUGCAGUAUGACUGGAAGUCAGCCGUUAGUAUGUAGUAUGCUUGGCCCGGUUUAGCUGGUUUCCGGUAUGGAAAAGUCCAUCGUAACCUGGUAAAUUGCAACAGCACUACAGUGUUGCCCAUUCAUGUAUGCACUGAAAAAAACUUUAUGUUUUAAUUUGAAUUUUUUCAGGAUUUUUUAGCCCAAUACCAGCCAUCAAAACCUGUUUAGUUAACCCUAAUCCUAACCCUAACCUUUACCUGACAGACGAUGACGGUUCACAGCUAUUAGGAAUAACCAAUUGGAGCCCAGCACUUCUAGCCAAUCAGAGGUGAAGAAGAGCGUGACAUUUCCCUACUAUCCUAUAAAAAAAAUUUCGUCUGCCAUCUGCCAGGGCGUUUUGCAUUGUGGGUAACAGUAGGCAAAGCAGACUGGUCUGAUGCAUACUGUGAAAUUUUCCUGAAUCAGUACGUCAUCCGGGUAUUUUUACCGCUGACAGUGCGUACUGCGAAUAGCCUUUCCACUUUUCAAACACUCGUGAAGACGCACCUGUUCACUUUAGCUUUUGGGGAAGUAUAGCUACUUUUAUUGGGUCUCUAAUUUAUUUGUCAUGUUUAUCCAUAUCGUUUUUUAAAUGUUUUUAUAUGUUUUAUGCUUUUAUUGUUUUUAUAGUUUUUUUAUUGUUUCUGGCUGUUUUACUGCGAGGCACUUUGGUAGACCACUGACUGUUUUUAAACGCGCUAUAUAAAUAAAACUGACACUGACAUACUGCAAAUUUUGCUUUUGUUCGCAUACUGCAUACUAAAUUUUGUGCAAAUCAGUACCAUAGACUUUAUAAAGAAUGGACAGUGUCUGCUUCCUCGCUGGGUGAAGCCACUCCGAGAACAGCACCCUCUGGUGACGGACUGCAGUAUAGGUCAUAAAUCCUGUCCCGCCAGCAAAGUUUACGAGGCUGUGGACAAACAGAAAUUUAUUACACGGAACAUAAUUUUUUUCCCUCCUGCUUGCAAUGUUGACAUGUAGUUACAGUAAGACUGGUUUGUGCUCAAGUCCUCUUUUUUUCUGUACAGCUCCAUUUCUAAAAGUUAUUAGGGGGUUCAUGUUUUCUAUGAUUGACCCCUGAUACAGCCUAUGGGCGUACGAAGAUUGUGUAGCUCACCCGGGGAUACGCUGUUUGAGCCGAGCGUCAUCACAGCGACUCUCUGCGACUCUCCCGCCAAAUGCGUACAAUGCUACUGCGCAAUGUUGGUUUCAGGAAGUAGAGAAAAAACGCAGAAUUCCUGAGAGCUUUUUGGCUUCAAAUCCGUGUACUGGUGGAAGGCAGAACCAAGUUGUCCAUAGUAUACACAGUCUAUGAUCAGUACGUACUGUUAGUAUAGCAGGGGAAUUUAAAAACGGCUAAAGAGAGGGUUUACUGUCCUGGUUAAAGUCAGAGAGAAAUGAAAUUAAGAAGAGCACAGCAUGGCGUCCACUCAUAUUAUAGCAUAGGAGUCUUAAAGGCAUAGACAGUAGGAUGUAAAAAACUGUAGUGCAUGAGUGAAAAUGGAAGUCUGGAUGAUAAUUAGUCGGCUUAAAGUCAUGGUGACCAUAUUUUUCUAACCUCCAAAAACAGGGACACUUUAAUUCAACCGCAGACCCACAUGUCUGAAUGAGCUCAUGGGUACAGUUGGAUUUGUCAUCAGUUCACCUCUCAGCACUCAGCAGAUGAAAAAUCACGUCUCCUGCUGUACCCACUGUUUUCAUAUGGCUCUGUGUCGCAGGAUUUUCACUGCGGACACUUGCAGCUGUAUGUUCGUUCGUUGCCAGGUACUUUUCAGAGGAGGCUGUGACUCUCCUGGAAAACGCUGACUCUCUUGUACGCCUGGCGGCCAGCCUAGACGAUUCCGUUAGUAUGAGAAGCUUAGCGAAGAGCAUUUUUGUGUUAAAAAUUAGUGUUUUAAAUCUAUAAUAAGACAAAAAUGGUUUUUACUAAAGUUUAGAUGGACUAGGAGGCAGAACUUCAUGCUUAUUCAGAGAAAUAAUCCUCCUCUCCUCUGGCGCUUAUACAGACUUUUAUACAUUUCUCAGCACACACUGAUGAAACUUCUCCUCUACAGAAACAUGACAACACGCCAUCCUGCAGAGGAUUAAUACAUCGCACUGAGGCCGGCUGGAAACACUGCAUGAGGAGACAUUCAGGAGCUGGGUUGAAUAUAUUUCCCUCUGGGGGUCCCACCGGUGUAUCUGAGGUUACAGGAGAGGAGCAGAAAGAAGCUACAACCAUCACAGACCGCAGGGGCGCUGAUGACAACGGCAAUGAUGAAUACGACCACUUUUACUAUUUUGACGGAGUGCUGAAGAGGGUUCGAAAUAAUUUUUACCCCCAUUACGAGAGACAAAGACUGAGGAGGAGGAGGAGGAGGAGACAUGAUAACACAUAG
Molecule: messenger RNA, 6073 nt
Organism: Xyrichtys novacula (pearly razorfish)
Lineage: Eukaryota; Metazoa; Chordata; Actinopteri; Labriformes; Labridae
Source: the annotation of a GenBank genome assembly